AACGCAGUCUCCAUAUCAAAUACCCCAUCUAUCACUCUCUUUCUUUCCCACCCCACCCUCACUCUCCCUUCAUAAUGCAAGGGAGUCAUAUCCAUGUCCACCCCUUGUUCACACUCGCUCUCCUAUCCAUCUUCUUCAUCUCCACCUCCACUGCGUGGCGCCCAUGGCCCACUCACAACGCUACCAAGUCGGAGCUCCAGUUUGGAGGCUCCAAAAAGUACGAAGGCUCAUCGGACUUCGUGAAGCUCCGGUACCACAUGGGCCCGGUUCUGACUGCCAAUAUCACCGUUCAUAUCAUCUGGUAUGGCAAAUGGCAAACACCCCAGAAGAAAAUUAUCCGUGAAUUUAUCUCUUCCAUUUCCGACCCGGGUCCGACUCGCGGCCCGACCCGGAAACCGAACCGGCCAUCGGUGUCGAAAUGGUGGAGGACGGUUCAGCUCUACACGGACCAAACCGGUGCUAAUAUUUCACGGACGGUUCAUCUCGGACCGGAGAAGAACGACCGGUUUUAUUCUCAUGGUAAGUCUCUUACACGUUUGUCUAUACAGUCUGUAAUAAAGAGUGCUGUGACUGCUAGGACCCGACCCUUACCCGUUAACCCGAAAGGGGGUGUGUACUUGUUACUGACGUCGGAUGACGUAAUGGUACAAGAUUAUUGUCAGAAUGUGUGUGGGUUCCACUACUUUACGUUUCCAUCUAUUGUGGGGUACACUUUACCGUACGCAUGGGUGGGUAAUUCGGGUAAGCUUUGCCCCGGAAUGUGUGCUUACCCGUUUGCUGUACCCGAUUAUAUACCCGGUUUGAAAGCAGUGAAAUCACCAAACGACGACGUUGGGGUAGAUGGGAUGAUAAGUGUGAUUGGUCAUGAGAUUGCUGAGAUGGCAACUAAUCCGUUGGUGAAUGCUUGGUAUGCCGGGUCGGAUCCGAUUUUCCCCGUUGAGGUAGCGGAUCUUUGUGAGGGUAUUUAUGGAACUGGGGGAGGUGGGUCUUAUACGGGGCAGAUGAUCAACGAUAAGGAUGGUGCCACGUAUAAUAUGCAUGGGAUUAGAAGGAAGUUUUUGGUGCAGUGGAUAUGGAACCCUUUGUUAAAUUACUGUACCGGCCCUAAUGCUCUUGAUCUGUAAUUUAGUGUUUUAAUGUUGUUUUGUAAUAGCUUGUUUAAGUAAGUUUAUAAUGGUCACUUUUGGUGAAGUUUGUUUUGAGAAAAUGAAAAAGAAAAAAAGAGUUGGUUUGUAAUAGCUUGUUUAAGUAAGUUUAUAAUGGUCACUUUUGGUGAAGUUUGUUUUGAGAAAAUGAAAAAGAAAAAAAGAUUUGGUUCUUCCAAUGUUAUAAAUAAAGUACUACUGUAUUAUUUGUUGUAA
Messenger RNA from Daucus carota subsp. sativus, 1361 nucleotides. RefSeq names its product protein EXORDIUM-like 3. Bases 75 to 1124 code for a protein of 349 amino acids. The transcript has a single exon. NCBI's taxonomy places the organism in Eukaryota, Viridiplantae, Streptophyta, Magnoliopsida, Apiales, Apiaceae. The record is from RefSeq and is a predicted model, not a curated record.